AUACACAAGUAUUUCUCACUGCAAUUUCUCAGCAUUUCAAAUAUUCCUCCUCUUUUACACUCUCUGCCUACUCAAUUAUACUCCUAACCAAACUUUAAUUCCCCAUCAAACAAACAAAAUGAAGCAAAAAGUUGUUAUCAGACUAACUUUGAAUGGAAACGAUCGGAAAUAUCGAACCAAGGCCUUCAAGAUAGCUGCUUCUCAAUCAGGUGUGGAAUCAGCAGCUAUAACAGGGGACGGAAAGAACCAACUAGAAGUUGUGGGAGAAGUAGACGCGGUGACUCUAACGAGCUUAUUGAGGAAGAAUUUGGGUCUGGCGGACUUGGUGAGCGUUGGCCCGGCUGGUGGUGGCCCCGCAGCUGCAGCUGCGAUGGUUCAGUCGCAACCUGGCUCGUACUACUAUGCCUAUCCGUCUUAUCAAUACCCAGUUUACCAAGUUACAGAUUCCUAUGGUGAAUCCAAUUGUUCCAUUAUGUGAAUGACAAUUUUCGAUUGCUUACUGAAAACAGAGUGUAUAGUAUUGGAACAGUGGGAUUUAAGGCAGUAAAUUGUAUUCACAGUCAAAUUUUUAUUGAUAUGUUAAUAAAUAUAUAGAGUUUCAGCGAAAGCUAUUUGAUUCACGUGAACUUGCAUAGUGUAUCACUCAAGUUUUUUAUCCCCGUCCAAUGGACUAUCUAGUAGAUGA
This is a messenger RNA of Solanum tuberosum (potato), 685 nucleotides long. RefSeq lists its product as uncharacterized. The transcript is spliced from 3 exons. NCBI's taxonomy places the organism in Eukaryota, Viridiplantae, Streptophyta, Magnoliopsida, Solanales, Solanaceae. The record is from RefSeq and is a predicted model, not a curated record. Bases 119 to 478 code for a protein of 119 amino acids.